CAAUUUUUUUUAAAGAAAAAAAGCACGGGCAACAGGUUGAUCCACGCACGUACAAAUGCGGGGAAGCCACCCCACAUACCCCUUGGAGGGUUUGCACACUCCCCCCUUCCCCGUUGGCUGGCCAGCCUAUUCGAAUAAGCUGCCUCCCUCUCUCUCGUUUUCUUAGGGAAUAAAAGUAAAAACAAAACAAAACAAAACCCACCCAGCUCGCCACAAAUACACCCAACGUAUCGGGACAGCUUGGAAAGAUUUUUGUCUACACAAAAUGCUAUUUUAUUGCAUUGUCAGGGGUUAUUUCCGUCUUUCCUUCGCUCGGCUUGCCCUCCAAACCAACCAACCCCCCCCCAGCAUUAACCCUUUUGGUUAGCUGGAGGGAAUGCGAAACUGAGAUUUGGCCCCGAGUUUAAUCUCCCCCGUCUCUCUCUCUCUCCCCCGCUCCAGCUUCCUCUCUCUCUCUCUGUCUAAAGAUCUGGCACGGUCUUGCUCUCUUAACUCUCAGAUCAUUGUUCCGGUGGCGGCGGCCAGAAAGAGCAAGGCAGCGCUGUGCUCUCACUUCCUCCUAGCUUCUUUAUAAAAAAAAAAAAAAAAAAAAAAGGGGGGGGGGAAACAUUCCUCGUCCAACUUUUCCUUCAGUUAUUCAGUCCUUCAAUCCCACUGGCGGGCUUUUGCCGAAAACCUACUACACCUCCAGUUUUUGUCCUUGAAUCUUGUUUGACCAUGUCGAGGAAAUGUAUCACCACAAUACGCAGCAUUUUGGCAACAAGAACCUGCUCAGAUCAUCUCAACCCUUCCAGAAAGCCCUACCCUUGUCCAAGGAUGCGAUGAAGUUCUACACACUCUCAGGAUCCCAAAGCCUAUGGCUUCCACGAACUUCUUGCAAAUGUAUUUAAAGAUCUGGAAGAUCAGAGCAGAUGCAUCACUGUCUUGUUAUGUAAGGAAUGAGAGUGUCCCAUCUGAAUGCUGCCAAAUAUGCUUGUCAAGCACAGGCUUUUCAAAGGGAAUGAAAUAUCAUCAUCAUCAUCAUCAUCAUCAUCAUCAUCAUCAACAACAACAACAUCAACAUCAUCUUCAACUAGAGCCAAAGUCACCAUAUUGCCCCCAACAAUCUGGCUCCUCAUUUUACAACCUGGGAAGGAUGAAAAACCGAGUCACCCUUGAGCUGGCAAUGGAUGAUGGAACCCUCUUCUGCUCAGAAAAAAAAAUCAACAACAAAACCCCAUGUAUACAAACUUGAUAUAUGCUAAUAAUCAUAAUAUGCAUAAAAUAUAAGAAAUUGCGUUUUAAAUAGUUAAUCUGCUCUUUGCUGUGAAAAUUCAUGAAGAUAUAUACUGGAGAAUAUGCCUGAAGCACCUGCAUUGUUUUUUUUUUUAAAAAAAUAUUUUGCAUUAAUUCUUAUAUUAGAUCCUUUUUGUUUUCUAGUAACCUGCUGUUGUCUUUUACAACAGGAUACUAGAUUGAGUAAAGAUUGUAUGUUUCUUUGGUAUCAGCUUCUACUUGGAAGACUCAGAGAGAGAGAGAAAAGAAAGAGACAAAAGCGUCAAUUGUUUCUGGGCUAUCAUUGUGUUCUAAUUCUUUUAGUAAAUUCACACAAUAAUAUUUGAAUAAAACCGGAACAAAUUCUACUUGAGAACUGCAUGGAACUAAUGAGGAACAAAGAGACCAUGUUAUACUCUUUGCUGUCUGAACAAUGGCCUUGUUGCUGUUUGAUCUUUUAUUUUGUUGAUUUCCUUCUUUUCUGAAAGAAGCAAGUUAUAUUAUAGUUCAAAGUUCUGUUCAUUGCUUCAAUCCUGACAACCUGUUCUGCAGAUUUAAACAGUUAAUAAAGGAAUCACCAUUUGUCUUCCA
Messenger RNA from Pantherophis guttatus, 1845 nucleotides. RefSeq lists its product as uncharacterized. Lineage: Eukaryota; Metazoa; Chordata; Lepidosauria; Squamata; Colubridae. The record is from RefSeq and is a predicted model, not a curated record.